UGGUGUGUAUGUGUGUGAAAUUUGCUAUAGCUUGAUACAAGCGAGUUCUAUACCUCGCAGUGUAACACAUCGUGAAACGGCCAGAGAGUCAGUGGUUUUUAUUUCGAGAAUGCCUCGAUUGUAGUUUUGCAGUGAAUUAGCCGCUCUGAUAGAGCCAUUAUAGAACAGAAUCAUGAGGUGUUCACUGUUUAUUAUCGCGGCAUUCGCCUUACACGCAUCAGCCUCGAUUCGAAUACCGGAUUUUACAGAAGUUCAAUCACCGCCAAGAAUAACAAAACAACCGCCCACAGACGAGCUACUCUUUCAAGUAGCUCAACAAAGUCUCAACGAAAACGACAAACCGUUUCUCAUAGAGUGCGAGGCCGAGGGUGAACCAGCACCUGAGUACAGAUGGAUAAAGAACGGGAAGAAAUUCGAGUGGCCGGCUUACGACGAUCGAAUUUCACAACAGCCAGGUCGGGGUACGUUAGUGAUAACGAGGGCACGUGAUGAGGAUUUGGGACAGUAUCAGUGUUUCGCUACGAACGAAUGGGGAACAGCCACCUCGAAUUCGGUAUUCUUGAGAAAAGCAGAAUUGAACUCGUUCAAAGACGAGGAUCCGAAGACUUUGAACGCGGACGAGGGUGAACCCUUCAAGAUGACGUGUCAGCCGCCGGAUGGUUGGCCAAAGCCGAACGUCUAUUGGCUCAUCCAAGAUGCGGAGGGUAAAAUUAAAUCGAUAAACAAUACACGAAUGACAUUGGAUCCAGAGGGAAAUCUUUGGUUCAGUAACGUGACCAGAGCCGAUGCAUCAAAUGACUUUUAUUACGCUUGUGCGGCAACGUCGUUGUAUCGAAAGGAAUACAAAGUAGGAAAUCGUUUUCAAUUAAAUGUCGUGUCGACUGGAUCGUCGGCAAACCAAAACAAACACGAGCCGGUCAAGCAAUACGUCAGCAGGAAGAACGAGGUGGCAUUGAGAGGGAAAAAAAUAGAAUUGUAUUGUAUUUACGGUGGUACGCCGUUACCGCAAACGGUGUGGCUCAAAAACGGCGUUCGAUUACAACCGACCGAUCGAGUUACUCAAGGAAAUUAUGGCAAGUCUUUGAUCAUUAAAACGGCUACGUUCGAGGAUGAAGGAACCUACACUUGCGAAGCUUCGAACGGUGUUGGUACGGCCAAAUCACAUUCGAUCAAUCUCAAAGUUCAAGCUGUUCCGUACUUCACCGUUGAGCCGGAAGUUAUAAACGCCGCUGAGGACGAAACCGUCGAAUUUCGUUGCGAAGCCCGGGGCUUACCGGAACCGCAAAUCAAAUGGAUACACAACGGCAAACCAAUCGCAGAAAGUCCACCGAAUCCUCGUAGAAAAGUCUCUAAGAAUUCCAUCGUGAUUGAAAAAUUGACGAAAACCGAUACCGGAAACUAUGGUUGUAACGCUACCAAUGCACUUGGUUACGUUUACAAAGAUGUUUAUGUCAAUGUCUUGGCACUUAAGGCUGAAAUCACACAACCUCCCAUGGAUCUUGCAACCGUUGAUCGCGAAGACGUUCGUCUCACCUGUAGAGCUUUCGGUGCUCCGAAGCCGGCUAUCAAAUGGAUUCGCAACGGACAAGAACUCACCGGUGGUCGUUACAAAACGCUCAUUACUGGAGAUUUGGAAAUAAAAAAUGUCGGAUUCUUGGACAGUGGUUCUUACACUUGCCAUGCUUCUAACAAAUUGGGCUCUGACGAAGCCAGUGCUAGUCUCGUUGUAAAGGAACACACUAAAAUCACUCACUCGCCCGAGAACUACGAAGUUUCUGCCGGAACUACUGCCACCUUCAGAUGCAACGCCGUAUCCGAUCCAAGUUUACCGUUGACUAUUGAAUGGUUGAGCAACGGAGAGCCCAUAGAUACGGAGGCUGAACCAAGAUUCCAACAGGCAUUGGACGAUCAUUCGCUUUCGAUAACGAAAACUACGGAAUUAGAUUCAGGAAUUUACACGUGUCGAGCUUACACCGAACUCGAUGAAGCUAGGGCCCAGGCUACGCUCACGGUCCAGGACGUGCCAAACGCUCCGGUACUUCUGGAAACCACGUGCUAUUCGAAUGAAGCCAAAAUUCGUUGGUCUCCCAUGGGAGAUAACCGAGCUCCGAUUUUGCGAUAUACCGCUCAAUACAAUACCUCUUUUACUCCAGACGCUUGGGAAGUAGCGGCUGAACACAUACCGGCUACAGAACAAACUUACAUUAUUCCCAUGUCACCGUGGGCCAAUUACACUUUCCGCGUUUUGGCGUGGAAUAAAAUAGGACCAUCCGUGGCGUCAAGUCAUGGAACUGUAUGUACGACCCAGCCAGACGUGCCAUACAAAAAUCCCGGCAACGUGAUGGGUAACGGCACCGAUCCGCAAAACAUAGUGAUAAGCUGGACAGUGAUGCCUCAAAUAGAGCACAACGCACCGAAGUUUUUGUACAGAGUUACAUAUAGACGUGACAUACCGGGAGAGCCUUGGGUGCAAGAGGAAAUUCACGAUUGGAAAGUGCAUCGAUUGCAAAUUGACAAUCAACCAACUUAUCAGCGAUAUCAGAUAAAAGUAGUCGCGAUAAACGAGAAGGGAGAAUCGUCAGCGGUGCCGCAAGUGGUGAUCGGCUAUUCCGGCGAGGAUCAGCCGACCCAGGCGCCAAAUAAUUUCACUCUCAUUAAAGUCGUUUCAAGCACUAGCGCCGAGUUGUCCUGGAACCCCGUUCCCGAAAGUUCCGUUCGAGGUGAAUUACGUGGUUAUAGAAUACAAACGUGGAUCGAGAGAGACGGUGAAGAAGGAAUGCGCGAAGUCACCGUUGGAAAUCGAACACGCGCUGUUAUCGACAAAUUCGUUCCGUACAGCAAAAAUUACGUUCGCGUUCUCGCUUUCAACGGACGCUACAACGGUCCACCCUCCGAAGUUUUGAGCUUCAACACGCCCGAAGGAAAACCCGGAACGAUUCUUAGUCUCGAUGCAUUCCCCAUCGGCUCGAGCGCUCUCUGGCUCAAAUGGACCAGGCCCGCCGAAACCAACGGUAUUCUCACCGGAUAUCGCGUUUAUUAUCAAAUCGUCAAUGGCACUGCUCUCGGACCUCUUCUCGAAAGACAACCUCACGUUCUCAAUCCCGAAGCAACUAGCGCCAAAUUGGCUAGUUUGGCGCCAAACACUAAUUACCGGAUCCACGUCAAAGCUACCACGAGAAUUGACGAAGGCGAUGACUUCUACAUCGAGCAACGUACGAGACACUCGCAAAAACCAGACAUGCCUCAUUUCACGUGGGAGACAUUCCCGAAAGAAAACGGUUAUUCUAAUAUUAAGGUGAUAUGGAUACCAAAUUUGAACGGUUAUCCAGGCAGUCACUUUUACGCUAAAUACAAGCUCAAGGGUGAAACAAUAUUCCGGGAAACCGAUCCUGAAUUCCAGUCGAACGAGCUCGAGAUCCGAGGUCUUCAAAGUGGCGAGGUUUAUGUCGUGAGCGUUGUCGCCGUUGACGGAAAUCAUCUGACGGAGAGUAAGCCGCAAGAAGUUGAAACGAGCAGCGAAGGCCCGAUUAUUCAGCCGAAGGAGAAUUACGCUACCGCCGGAUGGUUCAUAGGGAUGAUGUUGGCCAUUGCUUUUCUGCUAGUCGUGCUGAUAAUAGUUUGCGUGAUAAAACGCAAUCGUGGGGGUAAAUACGCGGUGCACGAACGCGAGCUCGCUGCUGGUCGCGGCGACUAUCCGGAUGAGGGUGGUUUCCACGAAUAUUCGCAACCACUCGAUACGAAAUCGGCGGGUGGUCGGGCGUCUCUCGCCUCAUCAUCGCAUCACGAUGGUAAACAUCCUGAAUCUGAUACGGACUCGAUGGCCGAAUACGGCGAGGGCGAUACCGAGGGUAUGAACGAGGAUGGCUCAUUCAUCGGUCAGUAUGGCCGACAGAGGAAACCGGAGCCCAAUUCUCAGGCAUUUGCGACCCUGGUCUAAGGUCGUUUUACCGAGGACGGUUCUUUCAUCGGGCAGUACGGUCCAAAAGGAAGACCAGAGGAAACGCCAACGAUUCCAACCGGGACGAUGGCAACGUACGUGUAAAGUCGCCGUGUAUAAAACAUUUCACUAAUUCAAUCGUACGCAACGUCGUUAUAGUUUUUUUUAUCGAUUUUUUUUUUUACCAACGUUAAAGGGAAAAAAAACUUUGACUCCGUCGUACUAACAUGACGAGCCACACACAAUCCUUGCCUGCCAAAAAAAGAAAGAAAAAAAAACAGAACAAAAAAGCAGCCGCUAAAUUCUCAAAUUUGCGCCGGGAGCGCAACGUCCAACACUCUUUACUGCCACUUAGAAUUUUUUUUCUUUUCUUCGUCUUUUUGGGUUUUAUCGAUUACCUGAUAUCGUUCGACUGACUUGCAAAUGGAAUGAUGCAUUUUUACGCAUGUUAUUAUUGAUGAUAAACGAAUAUAAAAAAUGCGUGAUGGAGUUAUUGUGCAUGCAAAGAAUUUUUGUCCAAUGUUUUUCUGAAACUUCCUUCAGUAUUAAAAUGAAAAAAAAAAAAAUUCACGAUAAACGUUUGUACGCUAUUUUUGCAAUUCUUUCGUAUUAUUUUACAUGUAAUUUCACGUGCUAAUGAUUCUCGUUAAUUGAAAAACCCAAAGACGAUACGUUAGGUGUUCCGUAGUCGGCAAAGCUAAUCUACGGAAUAAUAGUUGUAGAAAUUGAGAGAGAAAAAAACGAAGUACGAAAAAUUGGGAGGAGCAACAAAAAAAUCAUAAAAAAUUGGAGAAAAAUAAAUAAAAAUAUAUGAAUAUCGUCGCGUCGCCAGCAAAAUUUUGAACGGGCCAGAAAUUGGGCUUUAAUCGCCGGGUGUAUUACAGGGUUUGAGAGUUACGUUUGUAUUGUUCAUUUCAAAUAUUCUAUGAAGAUCAAAGCGCGAUUGUUCUUGGGCGAUCUUCAGAAUUUAUUUCUCCAAACAUAUGAAGGUGAAAUGAAAUUCGAAAGAAGAAAUUGUGCAAGCUCAGAGUUCGAAAGUACUAUGCGAAAUAGUAGAAGAUGAAUGAAGUUCAAUUUUGCAUCGUUAGACUGUACCGAAAUUCCACUUUCUUUUUCUUCAUCGUUAGAAUUUGUUAGGCAAAUAUUAGCCAUGAAUUUUUGUGUCAAAAUUUUCUUUAAGCCUUCGCAUUGGAAAAUCAAAAAAUCAAUUGUAAACAAAUGGACGGAAAAAUGAAAGAACGCGAAUUUCCGUUGCAAUCGGACGAUGCAACCUUCGAUUAACAUAUUCAAAAAAAGCCCGAAUAUCUGGCCUCGACUGAACGUAAACGUUUAAUUAUACACUCACACUUAUAUAUAAAUAUAUAUAUAUAUAAACAUACAUCUAUUCAAUACGAGAUUUCGAAGAGAAAGAAAAAUAAUGGCUGAAAAAAGACAAGCAAAUAAUUCUCGAAUAGAUCGAAUAUUCGCAAAUAUUUUUACUCUGCAGACUGCGGGCCAAGAAAGAAAACAAAUAACACAUUUAUGACGUAAAAUAGAGAAAUGAUUUUACGUCGACAUGGAUGAGGGGAAAAAAACCAGCGAGGAGGGCAUAUUCGACAAUUGAUAUUAAAUAAGAGAAAUUAUUGAGAAAAGUAAGUAAGGAGCGAAAGGAAAGAAAGAAAGAAAGAGAGAAAACGGAACAAGGCCUCUAACUGUUGCUUUUUGUAUGUGAGACACGCUUUAGCUAAAAAAUACAAAAUAAAGAAGAAAAAAAAGGAGGGGGAAAAAACGCAUACGUAACGGAAAAGAAAAGACGAAUGUUUUUUUCUUUGUCUUCUUUACGUUCGAUUAUUCGUUUGGCGAUUGACUUUCAUUAUUAUCAUUGUAUUAUGAUUAUUUUUUUUCCUCUAGCACACCUUAAUGAGCGUAGAUUUACCACACAUGACUAUUUAAUAUAUUAAAGCAUUAAAUAUAUGGAGAUAUUAUAUAUAUAUAUAUAUAUAUAUAUUAAUUAUUAAUUAGUGUUAGAAUUCCGAAGGAAUGCGAUGACACAAGAGCAGCUAUUAUUAAUAAUCAUUAUGUCGCAUUUCUGUAAUGAAAUGUUUUGCGAUGAACGUUAAGGUAUUGAAAAACAAACGGAAUGAUGAAAAAAAAUUGAGUCAAAAGAAGGGAAGCAAUGGCACGUCGCACAGGAAUAAUCGUGAAACAAAAAUACCGCCGUAUAAAAAACAGAACAAAAAAUAUAAUAAAUUCAAAUUACUACGCGGAUUUACACACGUGCAUUCGAGAUUUUCGGGAUAGUGUCGGGGAAAGAUAAGCAAAGUUUACAGUACUAAAUGUCGUUUAAACACAAAACAAAACAAAAAAUCUUAAUGAAAUACUAAGGAAAAGUUACUCGUCGUCAAUUCUCUCGAAAUUCAUCGAAACGAAAGAAAGAAAAAACCGAUUCGUUUACUCGUAUAUACAAAUGAAAAUAAUAUAUGCAUAUACACAGAUACACACAAACACAUACAAAAAUGUCGGUGUUGGUCGCCGGUAAUGAAUGUAGGGAAGGAAGAUGUUGAAAUUAGAAUCGUUGAAAUGACAAAUUUGAUUUUUCUAAUGGAUACAAAUAAACUUAGCAAUUUUGUUAAGAUCGAUGGAAAAGUGGAAAAAACGGUUUCAACGAUUUUUGUAUUCAACAUCGUACAAGGGGACUCGAAUUUUGUUCAAUACGAUUUUGCGAUGUUACGCGAGCGACGUUGAAAAGAAAAAAGAUUCGUUUCAACAUUAUACUCGUUGUAAAAUUUAAGCGAAAUUUUUCAUUCGUCACUACGACUUCCGAGUCCGGAGUAAUAGUCGAUAAAUGAAAAGGCGAGAGGAAAGAUAAAAAUCACACUUCGGCAUACGCGUUUCAGUAUAUUUUUCUAUCGUGCUAUUCUCGGAUUGCGACCCGCGAAAAGAAGCGAAAAAAAGACAAAAGUGUCUGAGGCGUAGGAGAGAAGCAAAAGGAAUGAUGGACGGCAGCGCAAAUCUCUCAAAGGGCUUAAAUCUCAAACCACGAAUCUCAAGUUAGAUAGGAAUUAACAAAACUCAAAGCCAUCCUCCAUGUAAACUUCCAGUGUAUAUUUGUAUGAGUGAUUUGUGAGCUUUUUUACGUACAUUUUUUUCCUUCUCUUUUUUUACACUUUUUACGCCUUUUUGUAAACAUUUUUUGCACCAUCCUACGUGCUUGUCAUAGAAUUCUAGUUCCCCCCCCCCCCCCCCCGCCCCCCGUUGCGUUUACCGGAAGCGAUGCUCCGAAUAUUCUGCACGCCGCGGAGCAAUUUUUUUUAUUCGAGUUUUGUUGUAACAGUUUAUAAAAUAUGAAGAUCUCUCGUAAUUCACCAAACUCGAAAUGCAUUUGCAAACUCAUACAGAAGUUGAAGAUUGAAAAGAAAACAAAAAAAAACAAACGAACAGACUGCCGCACAGCGGUCAGACGAGGAAUUCCUUAUGCGGACAUUUUCUCAACGUGUUGACGAAUCAAAAGGAAUGUAAUAAUAGAAAGAAAAAACAUUGAACGGAAGAAUGAAAUAAUUAAAUUAACAUACAACAAUGCAUCGCUUGUCGUUAGCGCCUGAUCACCGUGUUGUCCGCCUUAGUGAUAUAUAAAUAAUCCUAAAUAAUCGAUUCAACAUUUUGAUAAUCCUCGGAUUAAUUAUGCUUAAAUGCUCUGUUUUAUUGUUAAUACGAUUAACGUUUUAUUAAUCGAUAGCGAGAUCUAUCGUACAACGUACCGGCAUACGUUCAUUGUUUUUUCACUUAUUUUUUCUCAACGAAGAUCCUUAUUUAUUAGCCACAUACAGAGAGAGAGAGAGAGAGAGGAGCAAGAGAAAAUGAAAAAUCGACGUUCGAAAAAAAAAACUGUGUAAACGUUCGACGAAUGAUUCGAGAUUUUCUUGUGGCAAAGCGAAAAAAGCGUUUCUCGUUGGAUAUUUAUCGUGUGCUGGUUCAUUGCCAAUGUUUAAUUUUUCUUUCGUUCCUUCCGUACCACAAUCUUUGCUAGAGUUACGUGAGGGGGAAAAAUGAUUUUUCUCGUCAUUGCAAUGCUCGAAUGGCACACGCGUUAACAGAAAUAUAAAUAAACUGAAAAAAAAAAAAAAAA
Venturia canescens is the source of this 8042-nucleotide messenger RNA. It is a transcript of the gene Nrg, whose product is annotated as Neuroglian. Lineage: Eukaryota; Metazoa; Arthropoda; Insecta; Hymenoptera; Ichneumonidae. The record is from RefSeq and is a predicted model, not a curated record. Gene Ontology annotation, biological process: cell-cell adhesion; axon guidance; brain development. Gene Ontology annotation, cellular component: plasma membrane; axon. Gene Ontology annotation, molecular function: cell-cell adhesion mediator activity. The transcript has 12 exons. The coding region runs from base 173 to 3937 and encodes 1254 amino acids.